This is a messenger RNA of Adineta ricciae, 858 nucleotides long. NCBI's taxonomy places the organism in Eukaryota, Metazoa, Rotifera, Eurotatoria, Adinetida, Adinetidae. The record is from the annotation of a GenBank genome assembly.
AUGAAACUGUUUACUUCCAAGCAACCCGUAUGGUUUUUUAUUGUUGUCAUAUGCAUUGUAAUGAUCAUCAUAUAUGUGAAUGUGGUGCAACCUUCAUCUAACCAGCUGAAUGUUUUCUUCAAUUACACAAGUAAAUAUCGUUAUAUCGCAGUUAUUGUUGAUGAUCGUGCUAGUCAAGCUCUCGUCAAUGUUGUUCAGAAUGUGGUACAAUAUUUACCAACGGAUUGGAAAGUACAAAUUAUAACUCGAGUUCAACAUUGGUCGUUCUACAAUCAAUCGUCUCUUCGUUUAUUAAUCAAGUCAAAUCGUGUUUUUCUCACUCCGCUAGAAGAAUCGAAUAAUGGUUUGUCAAAUGUGGAGUUUAUGAAUUAUAUUUUAACGUCUGCAUCAUUUUGGCAUCAAGUUCAAGGUGACAAAGUUUUGUUUUUCCAAACUGAUUCCGUUCUUUGCUCGAAUUCUCUGUAUAAUUUAACUGAUUUUCUCGAAUACGAUUUCAUCGGUGCGCCUUGGCAUCGAGGUGGUUGUUGCAAUGGUGGACUUUCUCUACGCAAUCGAAUUAAAAUCUUACAAAUGCUUGAAAGUGGCCAUGUUCAAUACAAAUUGCAUAGUGCCAAUGAAGACGAAUGGUUUGCACAGUAUUUACCGUACUUUAAUGGCUAUAUAGCACCGGUUUCCAUAGCCCAACGAUUUUCUGUUGAAACGAUCUUUCAUACUCGACCAUUUGGUGUUCAUAGACCUCGUGUAAGCACGAUUGGCGUUGAAAAUAUGAUUCGUUUAUGUAAUGAGUGUCCGGAAUUGAAUCUGAUCACUCCGGCAUGUCACACAAUGGUAAAUACGAAUAUUUCGUACAUUCAGUAA